Molecule: messenger RNA, 571 nt
Organism: Anopheles funestus (African malaria mosquito)
Lineage: Eukaryota; Metazoa; Arthropoda; Insecta; Diptera; Culicidae
Gene: Rpb10
Product: DNA-directed RNA polymerases I, II, and III subunit RPABC5
Exons: 2
Coding region: 270-473 (67 amino acids)
Biological process (GO): transcription by RNA polymerase II; tRNA transcription by RNA polymerase III; transcription by RNA polymerase I
Cellular component (GO): RNA polymerase II, core complex; RNA polymerase III complex; RNA polymerase I complex
Molecular function (GO): zinc ion binding; DNA-directed RNA polymerase activity; DNA binding
Source: RefSeq, a predicted model, not a curated record
UCGCGACAUUUACUCGAUCAACUAACGGUACCAAAUCAAAAUAAACUUGAAACAUGUUUGAUGAAACAUGAACAAGAUGGCAACACUGUCAGCUGUCAGUUGAGCUCACACGAAUUGUCAAAUUUGCCGCUUUGCAUUGUUUACCCACGAGUUUGUUCUUCGUACGCCGCUUGAUUUCCCCGAAACGGAAGUGUGCAAAUCGUGUGAAAUUUGAACAAUCAAAUACAUUUUGUCUGCUUAACCGCUUCUCCACACAAUACUCGUGCAGCAUGAUCAUACCGGUGCGGUGUUUCACAUGCGGCAAGGUGAUAGGCAACAAAUGGGAAGCGUAUCUUGGUUUGCUACAGGCCGAAUACACUGAAGGUGAUGCGCUCGAUGCACUCGGCUUGAAACGAUACUGCUGCAGACGGAUGUUGCUUGGUCAUGUAGAUCUGAUUGAGAAGCUACUGAAUUAUGCACCGCUAGAGAAAUAAGAACGCUGGUGUUUCACCGUUUUACUGAUAAGCUUCAUUUAACCAUUCUUAUGUAAACUCAAGAGUGUGAAUACACAAUAACAUAAUUAUGAAACAUA